AUGUAUCAUCUGCUGCUGAAGUCUGACAUUACUAAAUGUGGCAAGGCUCUAAUGCAUUAUGGCAAAGCAUAUUUUCACAGAUUAUGUUAUCAUUUUGCCCAAGACCUUUGGCCAGAGCAGAGCAUAAAAGAUUCCUUUCAAAAAGUGAUACUGAGAAGAUAUGAAAAAUGUGGACAUGACAAUUUACAGUUAAAAAAAGUCUGUGAAAGUGUGGAUGAGUGUAAGGUGCACAGAGGAGGUUAUAAUAGACUUAACCAGUGUUUGACAACUACCCAGAGAAAAAUAUUUCAAUGUGAUAAAUAUGGGAAAGUGUUUCAUAAAUUUUCAAAUUCAAACAGACGUAAGAGAAGACAUACUGAAAAAAACUUUGAAAUAUAUAGAAUGUGCAAAGCUUUUAACCAGUCCUCAACCCUUACUACACAUAAGAAAAUUCAUACUGGAGGGACACCCCACAAAUGUGAAGAAUGUGGCAAAGCUUUCAAGUGGUCCUCGUGCCUUUCUAGACAUAAGGUAAUUCAUACUAGAAAGAAACCCUACAGAUGUGAAGAAUGUGACAAAGCUUUCAAGUGGUCCUCAUGCCUUACUAGACAUAAGAUAAUUCAUACUGGAGAGAAACCCUACAAAUGUGAAGAAUGUGGCAAAGCCUUUAAGUACCCCUAUGCCGUUACUACACAUAAGAUAAUUCAUACUGGAGAGAAACCCUACAGAUGCAGAGAAUGUGACAAAGCUUUUAACCAUCCCGCAACCCUUUGUUCACAUACGAAAAUUCAUACUGGAGAGAAACCAUACAAGUGUGAUAAAUGUGGAAAAGCUUUUAUUUCAUCCUCAACCCUUACUAAACAUGAGAUGAUUCAUUUGGGAGAGAAACCCUACAAAUGUAAGGAAUGUGGCAAAGCCUUCAACCAUUCCUCACACCUUAAUAUACAUAAGAUAAUUCAUACUGGAGAGAAACCCUACAAAUGUGAUGAAUGUGGCAAAAUCUUUACAUUGUCCUCAAGCCUCUAUAAACAUAGGAGAACUCAUACUGGAGAGAAACCUUACAAAUGUGAAGAAUGUGGCAAAGCCUUUACUGCAUCCUCAACUCUACCUGAACAUAAGACUAUUCAUACUGGAGAGAAACCUUACAAAUGUAAAGAAUGUGACAAAGCUUUUAAUUGGUCCUCAGACCUUAAUAAACAUAAGAGAAUUCAUAUUGAACAGAAACCAAGAAUGUGACAA
Molecule: messenger RNA, 1218 nt
Organism: Pongo pygmaeus (Bornean orangutan)
Lineage: Eukaryota; Metazoa; Chordata; Mammalia; Primates; Hominidae
Product: zinc finger protein 486-like
Source: RefSeq, a predicted model, not a curated record